AUGGCUUCUACUUGUUCAACUACUCUUCCCGUGUUCUUCAUCACAUUUAUGUCCAGAGUUUGCUUCAUCAUUUGCCCCUCCGUCAUAGAAGACCUUAACAAUUUGAAACCACCUCCAGAUUUCAACACAACAAUCACAAACAACUGCAUCAUCAAUCCCUCACUCAGAUACUGCAACUCCACAGAGCCUUUUGAUCUCCUCGAAAUCUUCCAGUCCACCAUUGUUGCGAGCCAUUUGUGCAACGUUUCCGGGAAUCCCAACUGCGUCGAAUCCUUCCCGAAAAUCGACCUUCAUAACAAGCCACACAUAGCGCCUCUGUAUCUGUCUUUUGAUUUCUUCUGGAAGUAUUGCCCUCUGACAAUCAUGUCAAUUGACGUAUCCAACAAUUCUUUGAAAGGGAAGUUCCCAUCUCAAGUUUUCUACUGUUCACAAAUCCAUGAUCUUGACUUGAGCAACAACUCCUUCUCCGGAGAUGUUCCCAUUGACAACUUUUCUUCCCUCCCAAACCUCACAUUUCUCAAUCUAUCAUACAACAUGUUCUGGGAAAUCGGAAACGCGAAAUCUCAUGACUUCUUCUUCAAACGAUUCAAUUCAUCCAGUUUCAUUCAUUCAGGGAUUUUGGUUGAUGAGAGAAAACUGAUUAGGCUCAAGCUUGUGAUCUUACUGGUUGUCCUGCCUACCUUUCUUCUUGCUAUCAUCUCUUGUUCCUGUUGGUUGGUAUCUUCAUCCAGGCCAGAUUAUCUGCCAUGUUGCUUUUACAGGAGAAAUAGAUUCACACAACAAAUGCUCAAGGCAGCAACAAAUGGAUUUUCAAGGAAGAAUUUGGUGGGGCAGAGCAAUUCCCUGGACGUGUAUUACGGAAAACUGAGAGAUGGCAGUGAAGUCAGAAUCGAAUUGUACAAAGACAUCCUCGAAAGCUGCGAAGAUCGUCAAACGUUUGAUGCGAAAUGCAAGGUUCUGACUCAGCUAAACCACAAGAACUUGAUCGAAGUAAUGGGUUGGUGUGAUGAUGAAAAGCGAAAUUUCAGAGCCAUUGUUAGUGAAUGGAUAGAUGGUGAGAAUAACAACAAUGUGGAAUCUUGGCUGGUGAAUUCUGCCCCUUCAUUGGAGCAGAGAAUGAAAGUAAUCGUUGGGAUCUUUAAAGGGAUUCGUUAUGUCCAUGAAGAAUGUCCUCAGGUUGAGUGUAAUCUCAAAACCAAUAAGAUAUUGUUGAAUAAGAACAGAGAACCAUUGAUCUCAAGGUUCAAAGUUAGUGAUGAUGAAGAUGAAGGCAGCAUAACAAAGAAAGUGAUUUACAAGUUCGGGGUGUUUUUACUGGAGAUGGUAUCAAACCGGAGGCCUAAUUUGCAGGAAUUUGAGAGCGGUGAAAUCGGGUUUCUUCGGUAUAUAAAGGUGCAUUAUCCUCAAGAUUUGCACGUCUUGAUCGAUGAAAGGAUGAAGAAAACGGAGGUGGUUACAAAACAGGCCAAGGAGUUGAUUAAACUUGGAUUGUUGUGUAGUGAUUUAUCAGGUGUUCGUGCGCAACCAGGUUGGGAUCAGAUUUCCCAUGUUUUGUCCAAGAAUUCUUCUUCCUUGGUUUUUGAAUCAUCAACUCAACAAAGACGAAAUCAUUGUCCUGAGGAUCAAAGGGGUAAAGGGAAGCAAGUUCAGAAAGAUGGCAGUGAUGAUGAUGAUGAGGAUGAUCUGGAAAUGAAUUCGCAUCCGCCAUUUAGAAGCGUGACUUUUCAUUAG
Molecule: messenger RNA, 1731 nt
Organism: Oldenlandia corymbosa var. corymbosa
Lineage: Eukaryota; Viridiplantae; Streptophyta; Magnoliopsida; Gentianales; Rubiaceae
Source: the annotation of a GenBank genome assembly